Molecule: messenger RNA, 550 nt
Organism: Ambispora leptoticha
Lineage: Eukaryota; Fungi; Glomeromycota; Glomeromycetes; Archaeosporales; Ambisporaceae
Source: the annotation of a GenBank genome assembly
UAAUAGUAAUGAUACUUAUUUACUUAAAAGUUUGUUUAUUUUGGAUCCAAAACCUUCAGCCGGGAGCUUAAGCAUUUAUGAUAUAUCCAAUAAUGAAAUGAUAGAUUUCAUUUCUAUAUUAAGGUCAAUUGAAGAAGGAAUCGGUACUGGUACAGGGUCUGAUUUAUUUUCUGGAACCUUUCUUAUAUCAAAGAAAAUAAACAUCUACAUCUCUCAAGAAUUUGUAAAGCUACUUAAUGAAUACUAUAAUAAUGUAUAUGAAACUAAUAUAUUUGUUCAUUCAGUGGAUUUAGCAUCAGAUAGUUCAACUUUUUCAAAGAGAUAUGAAAAUUCUUCAAGAAUUCUUGCAAAAUUUUCAGAUAGUAAUGAUGUGACUAUAUAUUCAGACCAGAUUCAAUUCUUUUUUGAGCAUUCUAUAGACUAUCCAGAAGCGUCAACAAAGCAUAAUCUCGUAUACAUCCAUUGGUAUAAAAAGGUAAAAGAUGAAAAAUUAAGAUAUCAUCUUAAUAUUAGCAAAAAUAAUGAUAAACUAUAUAAUGUGGAAUUAUAG